Messenger RNA from Aureobasidium namibiae CBS 147.97, 1545 nucleotides. Its product is annotated as serine palmitoyltransferase. Gene Ontology annotation, molecular function: pyridoxal phosphate binding; serine C-palmitoyltransferase activity. Gene Ontology annotation, cellular component: endoplasmic reticulum. Bases 1 to 1545 code for a protein of 514 amino acids. The record is from RefSeq and is a predicted model, not a curated record. Gene Ontology annotation, biological process: ceramide biosynthetic process; sphingosine biosynthetic process. The transcript has 4 exons. Lineage: Eukaryota; Fungi; Ascomycota; Dothideomycetes; Dothideales; Saccotheciaceae.
AUGAACACAACAAGUCACACCCCAGAUGCCUUGGGCAACGCCCUCGAGCUCGUCAACCAGGCCUUCGACCAGGUGCAAAAGAUCCCCGGUUCCUCGAUCGUCAUCCGAUACAUCCGCUCCAGCUACCAAGAUGAUCCUGUGCGCUCAGCCAUGGAGCUGUUCCUGUUCCUCUUUGCCGUCUACUAUCUGGUCUCGCCCGCAUACUCGACGAAGAAGCAAAAGCAAAUCCCCCUGACCGAAGAGGAGAUCGAUGAACUCGUCGAAGAUUGGACCCCCGAACCAUUGGCAGCGCCCGUCACAGCUUUCGAAGAGGCCGAGAACGAGAAAAGACCUGUCAUCGUUGGUCCUUCAGCGCCCAAGUCAAAGCUAGCGAAUGGCCGAACCGUAACGAACCUUGCCACUUACAACCACUUCAACUUCAUCAACUCCGAAGCCAUCAAAGAGGCUGCCGUCAAAACUCUCCGCGCUUACGGUGUCGGUCCCUGUGGUCCCCCUGGUUUCUACGGCACCCAAGAUGUUCACCAAACCCUCGAAGCCGACAUUGCCGCCCAUCUAGGUGCCCCCGCCGCUAUCGUCUAUGCUCAGUCCUUCAGUACUAUCUCCUCGGUCAUUCCUGCUUUCUCCAAGCGCGGCGAUAUCAUUGUCGCGGACAAGGCUGUGAACUUUGCUACACGCAAGGGUAUCCAAAUCUCGCGCAGUACAGUCCGAUGGUUCGAGCACAACGACAUGGAAGAUCUUGAGCGCGUCCUCGCGAAACUGGUCAAAGAGAAUGCCCGCAAACCACUGACUCGCCGUUUCAUCAUCACCGAAGGUUUGUUUGAGAAUGUUGGCGAUCUCGUCAACCUUCCCAAGCUCAUCGAACUCAAGCAAAAGUACAAGUUCCGCAUCAUCCUGGACGAGACGUGGUCAUACGGUGUACUGGGUCGUACGGGUGGUGGCGUCACGGAGCAACAGAACGUGGACGCCAGCCAGGUCGACAUGAUCAUCGGCUCGCUCGCUGGUUCUCUCUGUGGUGGCGGUGGCUUCUGUGCUGGUAGCGAGGAAAUUGUCGAACAUCAACGUCUUUCUGGUAACGCGUACACUUUCUCGGCCGCUCUCCCUGCUAUGCUUGCCACAACUGCCAGCGCAACCACCAGAAUGUUGCAAGAACAACCCGAACUCCUCGUCGCACUGAGAGAGAACAUCCGCACCAUGCGUGCUCAACUGGAUCCCCGCAGCGAUUGGGUCACUUGCACCAGUGCUGCUGACAAUCCUGUUCUGAUGCUCGUACUGAAGGAAGAAGUAGUCGAGAGCAGGCAACUGAGUGCUCCCGAGCAAGAUGCCAUCAUGCAGGAUGUUGUUGAAGAGUGUCUUGCUAAUGGCGUCCUGAUCACGCGACUGAAGAGUAUGCCCCCACCGCUAGGCGGUACACCUCGCGACGAAGGCUGGCAGCCUCAAUCUGCGGUCAAGGUAUGUGUUACUACUGGUCUGUCGAAGAAGGAGACCGAGAAAGCUGGUGUUGUCAUAAGGCAUGCCAUCACCAAGAUUAUGACACGCAGAAAGUAA